AGAGCAUCCCACAUUUCCAACCCCACAAACCACCUCAACCAUGCCCAGCGACAACCGCUGGUUCGACAGGACAUGGCUCGGAAAAACCAUCCAAUUCACCAACCCUCCAAGCGCAUGGAAAAUCACCCAGAAACGACGAGAAAGCGAAGACCGCUUCACGCGGGACGAAUACGAAACCUCCGGCUUCUUCUCUGAAUCGAGCUGUAUUUUUCUCUGCGAAGAGAUUACCGACACAUCUCAUCCUCAAGCGCAAGCUCAAGCUCAGACUCAAGCUAUUAUGAAAGUUCGAAUGCAAAUCCCCAAUACUACCGCGGAAAGCGACGAAGAAGAAUACGACCAACCGCCAGAGGCGGCACUGCGCGGUCGAACAGCGCUGGAGAUCAAAGCCCUCCAAUAUGAAACCCAAGCCGAGGAGGGGUGCGUACCGGGCGGGUUUCUGGACUUCAUUGUGAUGACAAGAGUCGAGGGGGUGGCUCUUUCGGGGAGGUAUCUUCGCGGAAUGGAGAUUGAUGAGAGGCGGGAUUUACGAGAGGCGUUUAAGGCGUCGUAUCUUUAUAUCGUGGAUUGGGAGACGUGGACUCGACAGUCCCGGGAGUGGAAUGACAAGGAGUAUUGGGCGUGGGGACUUGACUGAGCUGGAUAGAUUUGGCAAUCUACAAAGAAUCGAGCUUCACCCUCGUGUUCAUGCUACAGAGAUACUUUUCUUCUAGUCCUGGGUGAUGACACUUGAAAGCUACCGCCAGAUAAUGAUAUCCUAGGCGGAAUUGGUCGGUCAAAUAAAGAAUAGGCGUGUUAUUUUGGUGAGAAGUGCAGCUUCAACAGCUUUGCACAGUAUAUUAGACCACUUCACAAUACUGAUACAGCUUCAACAUCCAUACCAUGAGCAAACUAUUUGGCAUGUU
Molecule: messenger RNA, 902 nt
Organism: Aspergillus steynii IBT 23096
Lineage: Eukaryota; Fungi; Ascomycota; Eurotiomycetes; Eurotiales; Aspergillaceae
Exons: 4
Coding region: 41-634 (197 amino acids)
Source: RefSeq, a predicted model, not a curated record